GGAGACAGUGACCACCAUGGAAGAGGAAGAGGACGAAGAAGUGGAAGAGGAAGAGGAAGAGGAAGAAGAAGAAGAAGAAGAAGAAGAAGAGGGGGUUAUACCCAUAGUAAAAUGGAUAAAACAUUACUCAAGCUACCACAGAAUCUUGUUGGUAGGAGAAGGAGACUUCUCCUUCUCUCUUUCUCUGGCUAGGGUUUUCAGUUCUGCAACAAACAUGGUUGCUACAUCCCUUGACACCCAAGAUGAUCUGGCCAGAAAGUAUAGCUAUGGAAUUGGGAAUGUGAGAGAGCUAGAAGAGAGGGGUUGUUUGGUCUUGCAUGGAAUCGAUGCAACCAAGAUGAGCCAACACUAUUUUCUCAGGACUCAGAGGUUCGAUCGCAUCGUUUUCAACUUCCCUCAUGUGGGUUUCCUCUAUCGUGAAGAUAGUUACUGCCAGAUCCAGUUGAACAAAAAUUUGGUGAAGGGGUUUCUGGAGAAUGCUCAGGUGCUAUUGAAGGAGAAAGGAGAAAUUCACGUGUCUCACAAAAUAGGAGAACCCUACAACAAAUGGGAUUUGGUCAAGAAAGCAGAGAAGAGGGGUCUCUUUCUACAGGAAGCCGUUCCCUUCUGCAAAGAAGACUACCCUGAUUAUGGGAAUAAGAGGGCGCAUGGUAACCUCCCUGAUCUCCCCUUCCGUCUAGGUGAGUGCACCACUUUCAAGUUCAUUCUCAACACACAAAUCCAAAAGAAACAGAGAAAAAACAACGCAAAUGCAGAGGGAGAGAGAGAGAGAGUGUGUGUGAUGCACUGUAACCUGGCAUGA
Telopea speciosissima is the source of this 802-nucleotide messenger RNA. RefSeq names its product heavy metal-associated isoprenylated plant protein 41-like. Gene Ontology annotation, cellular component: cytoplasm. Lineage: Eukaryota; Viridiplantae; Streptophyta; Magnoliopsida; Proteales; Proteaceae. Gene Ontology annotation, molecular function: rRNA (uridine-N3-)-methyltransferase activity. The transcript is spliced from 3 exons. Gene Ontology annotation, biological process: rRNA base methylation. The record is from RefSeq and is a predicted model, not a curated record. Bases 17 to 802 code for a protein of 261 amino acids.